CCAGCUCUUAUUGCAAUCGUUCUCCUCCGUUCUCAAUUUCACACCACCACAAAUUGCUAUAAUGUUCAGGUCGCUACUUACGCGCAGCAGCCAGUUCUCCCGAUCGGCCACACCGCAGCGCGUCUUGGGCCGUGCAUUUGAGAGCACCAUUGCAGAGCAAAAGCUGGUCACAUACCCGUACUUUAUCAACCGCACGCGCUUCCAGACGCUGCCCGUGUACACAGAUAUCCGCAACGCAGGAACGCGCACGCUGACGCUGGUGCGGCGCAUUGACGGCGAUGUCGAGGCCCUGCGUAAGGACCUGGCGGCUGCGCUGGAGGACAACACGAUCGAGAUCAGAAAGGUGUCGCGGCAGAUCGUGAUCCGCGGCAACCGCAUCAGCGAGGUGCGGGAAUGGCUGACCAAGAAGGGAUUCUAAAAGCCGUAGCGCGCUAUGGUUACCGAGCCCUGAAUUCUAUAGCGAAAAAUAAAACCUAGUCAUGGACGUUUCUGUUGUAGACCGCGGUCUAGCAAGCAACAUGUCAUCAUCGCCACUGCAGACAUUUCCCUUGAAGCAGCCGGAGAAGCACAUAUCACGUACACCUCGCGAUUUCAGAUUCUUUCAAUAAAC
This is a messenger RNA of Linderina pennispora, 610 nucleotides long. RefSeq lists its product as uncharacterized. Gene Ontology annotation, molecular function: structural constituent of ribosome. The transcript has 2 exons. Gene Ontology annotation, biological process: translation. Gene Ontology annotation, cellular component: mitochondrial large ribosomal subunit; ribosome. The record is from RefSeq and is a predicted model, not a curated record. Bases 62 to 418 code for a protein of 118 amino acids. Lineage: Eukaryota; Fungi; Kickxellomycota; Kickxellomycetes; Kickxellales; Kickxellaceae.